Molecule: messenger RNA, 2697 nt
Organism: Fonsecaea erecta
Lineage: Eukaryota; Fungi; Ascomycota; Eurotiomycetes; Chaetothyriales; Herpotrichiellaceae
Exons: 3
Coding region: 1-2697 (898 amino acids)
Biological process (GO): glycoprotein catabolic process; carbohydrate metabolic process
Molecular function (GO): beta-mannosidase activity
Source: RefSeq, a predicted model, not a curated record
AUGGAAGCCCUUAAUACUUGUGUAUGGUUUCUGUCAGGGAAAGGCGCUGGCUCAGAAAUCUGCGACAAGUACAGCACGACACCAGAACCGCUUCCGACAGAAAUUCAUCUGGAUUUGCUGGCUAAUGGAGUCAUCCCAGACCCCUUCAAUGGGAAAAAUGAGGAAGCUGUGCAAUGGGUUGGAGAGCAGACCUGGGUGUACGAACGAAACUUCGAAGUGCCUGAAGAUGCAGUGGGGGCGCCAGACCCCCAUGCUGCCCUCGUGUUCGAAGGACUCGAUACCUUCGCCACCGUUAAGCUCAACGGUCGAGACAUUCUCAAGUCCGACAACAUGUUCGUGUCUCAUAGAGUCGAAAUCUCGGAGGACAUGCUUGUGAAGGAGAAUGGCAGUUUUACAGCCCAGUGUUUGCAAAUCGUCUUCGAAAACGCAGAACGCGUUGGCGACGAGGAGGUUCUCCAGCAUCCGAGUCAUGACUGGUUCACCUUCAACGCCGGUAGGGCACGCCUGGCAACGAGGAAAGCACAGUACCACUAUGGUUGGGAUUGGGGCCCGAAAUUGAUGUGCUGUGGGCCUUGGAAGCCAAUAUACCUGGACCUGUACUCAGCACGUAUAUCAGACAUCUCAAUUCACACAAAUUUAGGUCCUGAUCUGCAGUAUGCAGAGCUGCAAGUUGUGGUUGCAAUUGACGGUCCUGCCAGUCAAGCCGAAGUCAAACUCCGCCGCGAGGGUGUCAUUCAGCAAUCUCAGACGGUACAUGUCGAGCAACACAUCGCACGGGCAGUUUUUCACGUACAGAACCCCGACCUUUGGUGGCCUUUCACUCUAGGAGAAGCAAAUUUGUAUGAAGCUAGUGUUUCUUUGUACCAGUCUCAGGGUUCUGGAUCGAGCGUCGUGGAUAACAUGCGCAAACCUUUUGGAAUCCGGAAAGUGGAAAUGGUCCAACAUCCACUACCCGACCAGGGAGGCAGCACUUUUUUCUUCAGGAUCAACAACGUCCCGAUCUUUGCUGCUGGCUCGUGCUGGAUCCCGGCAGACUCAUUCCUGACUCGUGUCUCUCCACAGAGAUACAGAGACUGGGUUAAGCUGGCUCGCGAUUCCAACCAAGUUAUGAUUCGGGUAUGGGGCGGCGGCGUGUACGAGCACGAAUCAUUUUAUGAUGCUUGUGACCAGAUGGGCGUCCUCGUCUGGCAAGAUUUCAUGUUCGCUUGCGGCAACUUUCCAGCACAUGUGCAAAUGCGAAAUCGCGUCGCGGUCGAAGCGGAGCAGAACGUCCGUCGAUUGAGACAUCACCCCUCUAUUGUGUUGUGGUGUGGGAACAACGAGGACUAUAUCAUCCCGGUGCUCAGGCAGCUGGAAUACGACUCGAGCGAAAAGGACCUCGGCAAGAUUCUCGAAUCGAAAUUUCCUGCGCGGUAUUUCUAUGAGCAUAUGCUUCCGGCCAUUUGCGAAGAUCUGACUCCAGGCACUCCAUAUUGGCCCGGAUCUCCUUUCGGUGGUGCCAUGGCCAAUUCCCAAGAGGUCGGUGAUAUACACCAGUGGCACGUGUGGCAUUUGGAAAUGUUUCCAUACCAAGACUUUCCCAGACUCGCUGGUAGAUUCGUCAGUGAGUUCGGUAUGCAAGCACUGCCCGGCCUCGACACUGUCAAAGAAUUCUUUCCACCAGGAUACCGCCCGCAUGCGAGUGGCGACAUACUGGAGAAUGAGUAUCUGAAAUGGCACAAUAAAAUGGAAGAUGGCAGCGACAGAAUGGCGCACUACGGGCAUGAGAACAUCAAGUUCGAGACCGGAUCUCUUCCCGCGUACGUCUACUCGACCCAGCUGAUCCAGUCCGAGGCGCUGUCUGCGGCGUAUCGAUCCUGGCGACGGCUCUGGCAGGGCCCUGGCAAGGAGUACUGUGGUGGAGCUCUUGUUUGGCAACUCAAUGACUGUUGGCCCGUGAUAUCCUGGGCUAUUGCGGAUUACUAUCUUCGACCAAAGAUGGCAUACUGGGCAGUCAAGCGUGAAUGUGCGAGCAUAACCACCGGCAUAGCAAGAGUCAAGCAAGAUAACAGGACGGAUCAUCUGGAGGUAUGGGCUGUCAAUAUGAUGCUAUCAAACGUCAAGGUCGAUGUCCACGUUGACGGAUGGAGCGUCGUGACAGGCAAGCCCGUUUUCCACCAUCUGAUGCUUGAGGCUUUCACUCUGAAGAUGAACCAAAGUACGGAGCUCGGAAGGCUAGACCUGAAAGCUUUCGCCCCUUUGCGCUUCAAGUCUUCUGGAAAAGGCUCAAAUUUCGAAGAUGUGGUCUUUGCAGUUCGACUGGUCGAGUCCCGAUCAGAUGGGCAUGGAGCCUCUCACAGUGCUUCGAAGCUUGGGAUCUCUCCAAAGAUACUGGCCCACCACAUCAAUUUUCACGAACCGCUGAAGGAGGUUCCCUUUCAAGCGAAGGCCAGGAAUCUUAUUUUGAGGGUUGUAAGAAACGAGACCGAAAUCGUGGUGGAGGCGACAGCCAAUUUGCCCAUCAAAGGCCUCCUGGUACAAAUCGCUGAUGAUCCGGAUACCAAGUGGGAGGACAACGGUGUCGAUCUAGUUCCUGGACAGGCUGCUCGCUUGAGGCUUUUGGGCAAAGGACUCGAAGUUGGUCAAGAGGAUCGCCUCCGUGCUCGAUGGUUGGGAGGAGAGUGGAGAGGACAGGACAAGGUCUGGCCGUCGCUGUAG